AGAGAGAUGAGAGAAACUGAUGGGAUUCAGAAUGAGUUCGAAUCAGCUGAGAGGCUCCGACAGCCCUUGCUUGUGAAGAAUGAUCAUAGGAUCAACAAUACUUCCCAGUAUGCUCUUGUCGGAGCCAAACUUUCUCCGAUUCAGAGUCUUGACUACGAGACAAUUGAGAAUGAUCUUUUCAAGCAGGACUGGAGGUCCAGAACAAAGGUUGAGAUGUACCAGUAUGUUGUCCUAAAGUGGACAUUUGCACUUCUUAUUGGUUUAUUUACUGGGUUUGUUGCCUUCUUUAAUAAUCUUGGAGUUGAGAAUAUUUCUGGUUUCAAGCUUUUGCUCACCAACAAUCUCUUGCUCAGACAAAAGUAUGUUCAGGCUUUUGCAGUGUAUGUUGGUUGUAACAUGAUUUUAGCCAUGGCUGCUGCAGCCCUCUGUGCUUACAUUGCCCCUGCAGCAGCAGGGUCUGGCAUACCCGAGGUGAAGGCAUACCUUAAUGGUAUAGAUGCACAUUCUAUAUUGGCUCCGAGUACCCUCUUUGUAAAGAUAUUUGGUUCAAUUUUUGGGGUUGCUGCGGGAUUUAUUGUGGGAAAGGAAGGACCGAUGGUACAUACUGGUGCUUGCAUAGCCAAUUUACUCGGACAAGGUGGUUCUCGAAAAUAUCGGCUGACGUGGAAAUGGCUAAGAUACUUUAAGAAUGAUCGUGAUCGAAGGGAUUUGAUCACAUGUGGUGCAGCUGCUGGUGUUGCCGGUGCCUUCCGUUCCCCUGUUGGUGGUGUCCUUUUCGCACUUGAAGAAAUAGCUUCAUGGUGGAGGAGUGCUCUUCUGUGGCGCACCUUCUUUACAACGGCUGUAGUAGCUGUAGUGCUGAGAACUAUGGUAGAAUAUUGUGAGGGAGGAAAAUGUGGUCUUUUUGGGAAAGGAGGUCUGAUUAUGUUUGAUGUUAAUUCAACAAAGCCCGAGUACAGCAUAUCUGACCUGUUCUUAGUUAUAUUUCUUGGAGUUAUUGGAGGUCUUAUGGGAAGCCUUUACAAUCAUCUCGUGGAUAAGGUCCUUCACACUCACACCAUUAUAAAUGAGAGAGGCCCAAUAUUCAAAGUUGUACUUGUCAUGAUUAUCUCCUUUGUAACCUCUUGUAUUCGAUUGGGCCUUCCAUUGCUAUCAAAGUGCGUCCCUUGUCUUCCUAACACGAAGAUUGGGGAUCAGUGCCGAAGCGCAAGCGUGGUGGGGUUCUCUCAAUGUCCACCCAACCACUACAAUGACCUUACCUCCCUCUUUUUUACAACCAAUGAAAAUGCUAUCCGAAACCUAUUCAUUGCUGGGUCUGACAACAGAUUUAAGCUUUCUAGUCUUGUAAUUUUCUUCGUGGCAAUAUACUUGCUUGGAAUUAUCACCUAUGGCAUUGCCGUUCCCUCUGGGCUCUUUAUUCCUGUGAUACUUGCCGGAGCAUCAUAUGGGCGUCUUGCGGGGAGUCUCUUAAAACCAUUCACUGUUCUUGAUGAAGGUUUGUUUGCCCUCCUUGGAGCUGCAUCCUUUCUUGGUGCCACCAUGAGAAUGACCGUUUCUAUUUGUAUCAUACUUCUUGAGCUCACUGAUAACCUUCUCAUGCUCCCGCCUGUCAUGCUAGUUCUGCUUAUUUCAAAGUCCGUGGCUGAUUGUUUUAACAAAGGUGUUUAUGAUCAGAUAAUGGAAAUGAAGGGGCUACCUUAUAUGGAGGCACAUGCAGAGCCAUACAUGAGACAUUUAGUUGCUAGUGAUGUUGUUUUUGGACCCUUGUUUACUUUUUCUAGCGUUGAAAAAGUGGGGAAUAUAGUGCAUACUUUAAAGAUGACGGGACAUAAUGGGUUUCCCGUAAUUGAGAAGCCUCCUUUCUCGGAAGCUCCAAAGUUGUAUGGGUUGGUUUUGAGGUCUCAUCUGAUUGUGCUUCUUAAACAAAGGAGGACAUUCACUCGGCAGAGGCUGAUAAGUGGGCCUAACAUUACGAGGAGCAUGUUUAUGGCACAUGAUUUUGCAAAGCCAGGUUCGGGCAAAGGGCUAAAGCUGGAGGAUUUAGACAUUUCAGAAGAGGAAAUGGAAAUGUUUGUUGAUCUUCAACCAAUUACUAAUAUGUCACCGUAUACGGUAUUGGAAACAAUGUCUCUUGCAAAAGCUGCUCUUCUUUUUCGACAGGUUGGCCUCAGGCACAUGCUGGUGGUGCCUAAAACACCCGGAAUUCCUCCAAUUGUUGGGAUCCUGACAAGGCAUGAUUUCAUGCGGGAGCAUGUCUUGGGAUUAUUCCCUCUCUUCAACCACCGCAAAGAAACAGAUGAUCCUGAACCUCAAAUUUCUAAUUUAUAAUGAUUUAUGCUGUAAUUGUUUCAUAAAAUCCUUAUCAUUAGUUAUAAAGCAUCAUGGAAUCCCUUCGUAUUACAGACUAACAAAGGAUUUUACUGAAUCAGCUUGUAGUUCUGGGAGAUGUGAC
Messenger RNA from Gastrolobium bilobum, 2452 nucleotides. Its product is annotated as chloride channel protein CLC-c-like. The record is from RefSeq and is a predicted model, not a curated record. Gene Ontology annotation, cellular component: plant-type vacuole membrane; intracellular membrane-bounded organelle. NCBI's taxonomy places the organism in Eukaryota, Viridiplantae, Streptophyta, Magnoliopsida, Fabales, Fabaceae. Gene Ontology annotation, biological process: chloride transport; transmembrane transport. The transcript has 7 exons. Gene Ontology annotation, molecular function: voltage-gated chloride channel activity. Bases 7 to 2328 code for a protein of 773 amino acids.